AAUAAAUCAUUUGAUAUUUAUAAUUUUUCGUUAAACUUUAUAAUAUUAAUGUUCAAAUUUCCAGACCAAAAGAAAAUACAAAAAUUAGAAUUUGAAACAGGAGAUCUAUAUGAUAUGAACAAACUUCUGCAGAGCGCUCUGGACUAUGAAAUGGCUGAACUGUGUAACGUGUUUGUGAGUGCUUGCGAUGAAUCAAAAGGUAAAAAUGAAGAGACAAUGCAUGAAAAACUUACUAAGAGGGUUGUUAAGGAUUUCAAAAAGGUUGUAAAGGUCCAUGCAACAAGGCGCGUGUUGAAUAUAACAAGUAAUCUGAUAUUGCGUUUAUUCGUUACACCGAAAUCAACUAAACGUGCCGUCUUGGAAGAUUUCCUCAAAAGUCAUGGAGCCGUCACCUUGAAGAAAUCGGAAAAAAAUAAAAUGUACUUGGCCACUUGCGGCAGUUAUGAAAGCUAUGAUAAGUUAGUGGCGUUAGGGUCGACUAAGAUAGGUAAUGCUGUCCUGACUCUUAAGCCUCUGCAUCUUGUUGGACCUCCUAUUAAGAAGAAUAUCAGAUCUCAACAGUUUGCCGUCUCAAAUGUUAUUGGUAAUAAUGAAUCAAAAUCAUCAAUACCAGAAGUUACUGCCAGUGAUGACGAUCUGGCUGAUAGUUGUAAUGAAUCCAUCAUAAAUAAAGAUAAACAUAACGUAAGUCUAGGUGAUCAAGAUGUAGUAAUAGUUGAGGCUAAAAACGACGUUGUAGUUAUUGAGGACAAUGAUCGUAAUCACAAAAGUAAUGACAAAUCCGCUGUCCACGCUGAGAUUGCAGAUCUUAAACCGAAUUCUAAUAGUGAUAAUGAUCCAAAUAAUAAAGAUGUAAUUAUUGACGAUGAAACUAAACAUAAGACUAUACAUUCUGAAAGUGCAGACGUUGAAUCGAAAACUAACGAUAACGCUCCGAAUAAUGAGACUCCUUUAGAUAACGAAUGUCAAUCAACAUGUAAUGUUGAAGGUAAUGAAAAGCAAGAUAUAAUUGUAACUCCAUCGGAUGAAAAUAAACUCGCUGAAGAUAUUUUGGAAUCUGUCGAUGUAGCAGAAGAUGACUUGGAAGACUUUUAACAUUUCCAAAUUUGAAAAAUGACCGUCUUAUAAACGUUGCUUAGCGGCUGUUCAGUUAAGCACUGAUCUCUCUAUCCGUCAUUUGGUCUAACUAAUCAUCCGCUAUACAAGUUUAAUAAGUAAUGCCGUAAAUCUUUACGGCCUUAUUUGAAUAUUUGUUUAAAGGAUUCACAAAGCAUUAUCUGAUAUUGUUUUAAAUUAUACAGCUUGUAACUUUUUAUUUUAAAAUGUAAGUUAUAGUUAAGGGGAGUAAAAUAAAAUAAAAUGUUAUGAUUAAUCU
Vanessa tameamea is the source of this 1375-nucleotide messenger RNA. RefSeq lists its product as uncharacterized. Bases 49 to 1095 code for a protein of 348 amino acids. The transcript is spliced from 4 exons. The record is from RefSeq and is a predicted model, not a curated record. NCBI's taxonomy places the organism in Eukaryota, Metazoa, Arthropoda, Insecta, Lepidoptera, Nymphalidae.